CUCCCCCCCCCCUGCUAUUCCCACUUUCCCGCCCCGUGUCUCGACACCGCACCAGCCGCCUCCCCGCAAUACCACCAUGUCCAACGCCCCCGCUCAGUCGCCUGCCCGCGUGCUGGUCUCUGGCGCCGUGAAGGGCCGGUUCAAGACCCUCUUCGACCGGGUGGCUCAGCUUCAGCAGAAGCACCGCUUUGACUUGCUCUUCCUGACCGGCGACCCCUUCGGCGAAGAUGAGGAGCAGGCCGAGCUGCAGCCCUACCUCAUGGGCGAGGUGGAGAUCCCGGUGGACACAUACUUCAUCACCCACGGCAAGAUGCCGCAGUCGGUGCUCUCACGCCUCGGCCCGCAUGGGGAGCUUUGCCCGAACCUCACCUUCCUCGGUCCGGCCGGCGUGGUUACCCUGCCGAGUGGCGUCAAGGUGGCCUAUGUGUCGGGCGCCUUCUUUGCCCGCCAGGCGCACCAUAGCCUGCCGGCCUUCGCCCUGGAUGAGGAGAUGAAGGCCGCGGCCGCGGCCGCCAAGAACGUCCCCUUCACCCAGCGCGAGGUGGAUGUCUUCCGUAACAUUGCGGCCAACCCGGCCUUCACCGGGGUGGAUGUUCUCCUGACGUCCUGCUGGCCCGGUGACUUGGCCCAGCAUCUGAAGGACGCCCCGCCGGCGACCCUGCCUCCGGGGGAUCUGAUGGUUGGUCGUCUGGCCCGUUGCAUCCGCCCGCGCUAUCAUUUCGCCUCAACCUCCUUCGGCGAGCCCGUUUUCUACGAACGCCUGCCCUAUCGGAAUGACCGCUCUGGCGCUCCAGGCCCAGGGCAGGGCCCGAAGUCCGGCGGUCGGCAGGAGCAUCGGUUCGGCCGCGGCCGGUCCGCUCCUUCGGACGCCGGCCAGCUGUCUCAGGGUCCCAUGAGGCAGAUCCUCCCGCAAACUGCCUGUCGCUUCUAUGGCCUGGCUGACGUCGGCAACACCGCCAAAUCCAAGUGGCUGUUUGCCUUCAACCUGCCGGCCGUCCCGGAUCCCCAGCUGCCCAAGGGCACCACCAACUGCCCGUACCCGAUGUUCGGCCCGGCGCCGGUGGGCUUCCCCUCACAGCCUCCCGGGGCCCUGGUGAAUGACCGCCGCCGGGGUGGCGGCCCGCAUGAUGGCCCCUUCCAUGAUGGCCGGCCGCAGAAGUUUGCUCGCACCGGCGGCAUGGCCCCGGCUUCGGCCCUUUCCCGGCCGGCCGACACUGGCUGUUGGUUUUGCUUGUCGAAUCCGGGCGCGGAGAAGCACCUUGUCAUUUCCCUCGGUGAGCUGGCCUACGUGGCCCUUGCCAAGGGCGCGCUCCAGGCCGAUCACAUUCUCCUCACCCCCAUGAGCCACAGCGGAUGUUUGAACCUCCAGGCGGCCGACGGCGCAGAGGGCGCCGACAGCGAGUCGGGCAUUAGCCUCUCGACGGCCAUCGAAAUCGAGAAGUACAAGGACGCCAUCCGCCGGGCAUUUGCCAAGGCUCGCAAGCGUGCCUUCUUCUUCGAGGUGAUUAUCCCUCGGCCGAGCCACUCUGGUCCGGAGCCCUCGCGCUUUGUUCACGCGCACAUCCAGGCCGUCCCGGUUCCGGCCUCCAAGUGCGACGAUGUCAUGUCCAUCCUCUCCAGCGAGAUCGAGCGCAUCUCCGGUGCACAGCUUGAGCGGGCGCACUUCUCCGAGGAGGCCUCCUUGGCCGAUCCGCUUGCGGGCGAGUCCGCCCCGGAGGAGGGCUGGUUCCGCCAGCGGGCGAUCGAGCUCUCAACCCGCACAACCGAGCUGCUGGCCCCCCUGGCCAGCCCGGAGGUCGAGGCCCCGGCCGGGUCGCCGGCCUCCGGUGUCGGGUACUUCCGCUGCGAGAUCCCGCACGCGGCCGACGGCGCCGACCCCGGGGUCUUCGUUUGCCCGAUCGCCGGGUUCCGCUUUCCCAUGCAACUUGGCCGUCUAGUGGCGGUUGGGGCGCUGGGACUGGACCCGAGCCGCGUCGAUUGGAAAAACUGCAUUGUGCCGAACAACAUCGAGGCUCGGCAGGCCGCCGACUUCCGGGAGUUCUUCUCGGCCUUUGAGCCGACCUUCGAGGAGGAGGAGGCGCCGGAGGAGGAGGACGCCGAGAAUGAGCAAACCGACGACGGCCCGGCUCCCAACGAGGCGCCUGCCGCCCCGGCCGUGGGAGAGCCCACGGCGGCGGCGGCGGCGGCUGCCUCGUCCUAG
This is a messenger RNA of Fonticula alba, 2200 nucleotides long. RefSeq lists its product as hypothetical. Gene Ontology annotation, biological process: mRNA splicing, via spliceosome. Gene Ontology annotation, molecular function: RNA lariat debranching enzyme activator activity. The record is from RefSeq and is a predicted model, not a curated record. NCBI's taxonomy places the organism in Eukaryota, Rotosphaerida, Fonticulaceae. The transcript has 9 exons. Gene Ontology annotation, cellular component: post-mRNA release spliceosomal complex. Bases 77 to 2200 code for a protein of 707 amino acids.